Austrofundulus limnaeus is the source of this 1818-nucleotide messenger RNA. Its product is annotated as alpha-1,3-mannosyl-glycoprotein 4-beta-N-acetylglucosaminyltransferase C. Lineage: Eukaryota; Metazoa; Chordata; Actinopteri; Cyprinodontiformes; Rivulidae. The transcript has 5 exons. The coding region runs from base 230 to 1630 and encodes 466 amino acids. Gene Ontology annotation, biological process: protein N-linked glycosylation. The record is from RefSeq and is a predicted model, not a curated record. Gene Ontology annotation, molecular function: acetylglucosaminyltransferase activity.
AUUCAUCUCAGAGGGCUGCCUCCACCUGAGGUCGGAGGUCGCUCUGCCACCGUCACCUCUGAAACGAAACGUSGAGGAAAGAUGUGGCAGCACUGAACCUGUCUGAUAUCUCCACCUCUCUCUCUUCUUCGUGGCUUGUUCUUUUCUGCGUCAGAAGAACUUUUUUAUUUCGGAGGACCUGUUCGCUGAAGACGUCGGAGAGCGCGGACGAAGUUUCAUCUUUACGGAGAUGCCACGUUUCUUUAGGAAGAAGAAGAAGAAUGUGGCUCUGGCAGUGCUGCUGCUUCUCGUCACUGGAUUGUACUUCUUCAGUCAUUCAGACUUUUCUGGGAUGGUCCCAAGAAGAUCUUUGAAGGUGAUUCCCAAAGAGUUGAGCUGGCAAGUGGAGAGGCUGAUCAGUAAAGAGUCGUGGGUGGAGCAGGGAAACUUCCUGCCUCUAAAUGUGAGCUAUCAGCUGCUGGCCGGAGCGCCGUCCACCCACCAGAGGUUUCUGACGGUGGGGCUGUCCUCGGUGAAGAGGCAGAAAGGCAGCUACCUUGUGCCCACGCUGCGGUCCCUCUUCUCCCAGUCGUCUCCCGAGGAGCGCUCCUCCAUGGUGGUCGUGGUUCUGCUGGCGGACUUCGACACCAGCUGGAGAAUCGCAACAGUGACGGAGAUCAAGACGGCGUUCGCCUCGGAGCUGGAACAGGGCCAGCUGGUGGUGAUCCACGUCCCGCAGGACUGGUACCCGCCUCUCACAGGUCUAAAGAGGAACUACAAUGAUCCUCCUAAUCGGGUCAUGUUCCGAUCCAAGCAGAACCUGGACUACUCCUUCCUGGUCCACUACUGCGCCUCUCUUGGCGAGUACUACCUCCAGCUGGAGGACGACGUCUCCUCCGCCAAGAACUUCCUGUCGACCAUGAGGAGACGAAUCGAAGAGCAGAACUCUAAGAAAGGCACGUGGGCCACGCUGGAGUUCUCGGCCCUCGGCUACAUCGGGAAGCUGUACAGGUCGGCCCACCUGCCCCUCCUGGCCCGCUUCCUCUUCCUGUUCUACCAGGAAAUGCCCUGCGACUGGCUGAUGAGCCACUUCAGAGAACUGAUGACCCAAAAGGAGACGAUCCUCUUCAAACCCUCGUUGUUCCAACACAUGGGCACUUUCUCUUCCUUCCAAGGGAUUUACAACAAGCUGAAGGAUAAGUUCUUUGAGGACGGGGUCUACACCAACCCUUCAGCUGACGUUUACUCCAACAUGUCCACCUACCAGAAGAACUACCCCAAACUGGCCUGGGAGGCCGGGGAGGGCUUCUUCUGGGGGCGUUCUCCGGACAAAGGAAGUCACCUGACGGUGGUGUUCCACGAACCCGCCGUGGUGACGGGGGUGCUGGUAGAAACCGGAUCAGGGGGUAAGGACCUCCUGGAAUCGGCUCAGGUGGAGCUGGGCCGGGACGUGGUCGCCUCGGGCAGCGAGAGGAGCUGCAGGGACUUCCAGUCGCUGGGAGUUCUCCAGAACGGGGCGUUCGAGUCGCAGAGCGUAGAGAAGCUGCACGAGACAGCCUCCUCGUGUCUGAGGGUCUUGGUCACCGCCGCCCAGAAGGACUGGGUCAUCGUUAGGAAGAUCCGGAUCACCACRAAGUCCAGUACGUCCUGACAGCGAGGCUCACGUUCCGCCUCCACUCAGGAUUAAAUCUGCUGGGAGCACUUAGAGAAACCGAAACACUGUGAUUUAUUGUUUAUUUAUUUUGUGCCUUGUUGAACCGGUUGAGUCGAACACAAACCGGCUUUCAGUUUGAAGGAAACGUUUGACCCAAACAAGCCAUAAACUAGCAAACAACCGUU